AUGAAAGUAAAGCUUUCAUUGCUGAUAAUUUCGGGGAAAUCAGUGGUUCAAUUUACCGCUUAUAAGAAUUUGGAAAAUGUGGUAUCAAAAUAUGUUUUCAAGCACUUUCAGAACCAAACUGCUCAUGUUGUGUGUGUUUUAAAACCAAGCAAUGAAAAUGAAAAAAUAAUCCACACAGCUUAUAAUAAUAUUUUCGAUGAUAUGGAAAUUGUGUAA
Molecule: messenger RNA, 216 nt
Organism: Clunio marinus
Lineage: Eukaryota; Metazoa; Arthropoda; Insecta; Diptera; Chironomidae
Source: the annotation of a GenBank genome assembly